Molecule: messenger RNA, 565 nt
Organism: Malus domestica (apple)
Lineage: Eukaryota; Viridiplantae; Streptophyta; Magnoliopsida; Rosales; Rosaceae
Source: RefSeq, a predicted model, not a curated record
UAAAAAAUGAUGCUGGUUGCUGCUGUAUCUGUAAAUGUUUGGAUGCUCUGCGGGCAGUCUGUGCUUGUUCGUUGUAAUCUCGAUUUUCGAUGGCGGAAUUGGUUGGGCCGAUGUUGUACAACUGCUGCAAUUGCCGAUGUGCCCUUCACGACGAUGUCAUUUCGAAAGCCUUUCAGGGUAGAAAUGGUCGAGCGUUUCUGUUUUCACAUGCAAUGAACAUUACAGUCGGGCCAAAAGAAGACAGACAACUCAUGACUGGUCUUCACACGGUCGCUGAUGUCUCCUGCUGCGACUGCCAUGAGGUGCUGGGUUGGAAGUAUGAAGGGGCCUAUGAGCAAACACAGAAGUACAAGGAAGGGAAAUUCAUUCUCGAGAAAUCGAAGAUAGUCAAGGAAGACUGGUAGCAUCUGUGAAGGCUUUCAAGUUCAUCCAUCUGCAUGUCAAAUGUAAGUGUAUGGAUGCUCGUGCUUAAUUAUCUUGUCAAAUUUUUAACAAUUGAAAAAUUCAAUUGUUGUUGUUCGUUGUGGAUUCCUCUUGUGUCUGUUGUGUGAAUAUUGUAUCUGGA